Messenger RNA from Hibiscus syriacus, 2231 nucleotides. RefSeq names its product serine/threonine protein phosphatase 2A 55 kDa regulatory subunit B beta isoform-like. The record is from RefSeq and is a predicted model, not a curated record. The transcript has 14 exons. The coding region runs from base 319 to 1851 and encodes 510 amino acids. NCBI's taxonomy places the organism in Eukaryota, Viridiplantae, Streptophyta, Magnoliopsida, Malvales, Malvaceae. Gene Ontology annotation, biological process: peptidyl-serine dephosphorylation. Gene Ontology annotation, molecular function: protein binding; protein phosphatase regulator activity. Gene Ontology annotation, cellular component: cytosol; protein phosphatase type 2A complex.
CCCCGUCGCUAUCCAUUUCCUGCAAAGUUUAUUUUCCUUAAAAAACACAUAUCUAAUCUAUGUUCGUUAUUUGCGAAAGAAGGGAGAGAAGGAAGAUGUGGAUAAUUUUUCAUUGCGGAAGCUGAUGUUUCUUAUCUAUGUGAUCGAUUGAGAGCUUGCAUUUGUGAAAUGGAGAUUGCUUCGAAUCGAUGAAAUGUUUCGGUUUGUUGUAAAUCUAAUUGUCAGAUCGGCUCGUUGAUGCAUUGAGUUUGCUUUUAUUUCAUUUCUUGAGCAGGAAUCUGUUUAAUUUUCUUCCUUAUUUCUUUGGUGCGGAAAACAAUGAGCAACGGUGGUGCCAUAGCAGCCGUGGCUCCGGUUGGAGGACCACAACCACUGGACUGGAAAUUCUCGCAGGUGUUCGGAGAACGGAUAGCCGGAGAGGAAGUACAGGAAGUUGAUAUCAUAUCUUCUAUUGAAUUUGAUAGAACUGGCGAUCACCUUGCUACUGGAGAUCGUGGGGGUCGUGUGGUUUUGUUUGAAAGGACUGACACUAGAGAUCAUGUCGGACUGCGGAAAGAUCUUGAGAAGAUGGAUUGUCCAAUGAAUAGGCACCCAGAAUUUCGGUAUAAAACAGAGUUUCAGAGCCAUGAACCAGAGUUUGACUAUCUCAAGAGCUUGGAAAUUGAGGAGAAAAUUAACAAAAUUAGGUGGUGCCAGUCAGCUAAUGGUGCUCUGUUUCUUUUGUCUACAAAUGACAAAACAAUCAAGUUUUGGAAGGUACACGAAAAGAAGGUAAAAAAGGUAUGUGACGUGAAUGUGGACUCUACAAAAGCAACGGUAAAUGGUUCUAUCGUUGGUUCAAGCAUAUCAACCAGCUCCAAGCAGUACAUUGAGAGUGGAAGAUGCAUAGACAAUAACUUCUCAUUCCCAACUACGGGUUUCCCAUCUUUGCAGUUGCCGGUGGUAACCAGUAUUGAGACGAAUCUUAUGGCCAGAUGUCGAAGAAUAUAUGCUCAUGCCCAUGACUAUCAUAUUAAUUCCAUUUCCAAUAACAGUGAUGGUGAAACUUUUAUUUCGGCUGAUGAUCUACGAAUUAAUCUCUGGAACCUGGAAAUUAGCAACCAAAGUUUUAACAUUGUGGAUGUCAAACCUGCAAACAUGGAGGAUUUGACUGAGGUGAUAACUUCAGCAGAAUUUCAUCCUAAGCACUGUAAUAUGUUAGCAUACAGUAGUUCAAAGGGUUCAAUUCGUCUUAUUGAUAUGCGACAGUCUGCACUCUGUGAUUCUCACAGCAAAUUGUUUGAGGAACAAGGUGCUCUUGGCACCAGGUCUUUUUUCACGGAUAUCAUAGCAUCAAUCUCGGAUAUUAAGUUUGCCAAGGAUGGGAGACAUAUUCUAAGUCGUGACUACAUGACCCUUAAGUUGUGGGAUAUAAAUAUGGAUUCUGGUCCAGUUGCAACUUUCCAGGUUCAUGAACAUCUUAGACCUAAGCUUUGUGAUCUCUAUGAAAAUGAUUCCAUCUUUGACAAAUUUGAGUGUUGUCUUAGUGGAGAUGGACUUCGAGUGGCUACUGGGUCGUACAGCAAUCUGUUACGGGUCUUUGGUUGUUCUGAAGGUAGCACAGAAGCAACAACACUGGAAGCCAGCAAAAACCCCAUGAGGAGACAAGGUCAGACGUCAUCAAGGCCUUUGAGAUCCCUUGGUAGUCUCUCUGGUGUUGUCAGACGAGUAAAAGGAGCAGAUAACCCUGGAGUUGAUGCAAACGGAAACGCAUUUGAUUUCACAACAAAGUUGCUACACCUAGCAUGGCAUCCAACUGAAAACUCUCUUGCAUGUGCUGCAUCGAACAGUCUUUACAUGUAUUAUGCAUGAAGAUGACCCACCAAAGCUUGUGAUUAUUUUGCCAGAGAUAUCUCUCCAAAUUCUUCUCUAAUUAAUCAUGCGGAAGAGGCUGCAAACAUGGUUACCAGACAAUCUUGGUGAUUUAUUGAAAUUUUCGAUCAUGUCUUUCAACACCAGAGUUCAAUGUAUCUGUUGCUGAUUUGUCCACUGAUUAAAAUAUUCUCUGUAGGGAUAGAUGCAGUUGUUAUCCCCAUUCCGUUGUGUUUAGGUGGAAGAAAAGUAUAAUUGAUUAGAACUCCCUCCAACCUCUGAACCGAAGUCUCAAUCACUCUCUAGUUAGGGCUGCAAUGUAAUGUUGCCUUGAGAGACUAAUGGGAUCUUCAACCCAAAAUCGAAGGUAACAAAAAAAA